AUGGCAGACACAUCAAGAGUGGACAAGCUCACACAAACAGUCGAGUCCCUAAUCAUUAGUGACAAUCUACAAGGCAACAUGGCCAGCGUUUCCGAGACAUUUGGUCAUCUUGUGGAGUCCAUUGCGCAAUCCAAGGACAAUGGUGCAUUAUGGGAACAGGCAACACGAUUGGCACAAACGGUGGCAGGCACACUCGUCUCAGAAUCGACACGUGCAUCUUUCGGUGAAACCGGUGGCAUCACGCAUGUUACUCGUUUAUUGCAACUCGCUGAGGAGAAUGAUACCUUCAAAGUACAAGCCUUACGUGUGCUUGGUAAUGCAUGCAUCGAUUACGACGACAAUCGAAAGCGUGUACAUGAAGGUGGUGUGGUGGAUAUGGUCAUUCCCUUUCUCCAAGAACAUCAAAAUCAUGAAUUGACCAAGGUGGCAUGUGGUUUUUGCUUGAAUAGCAGUGUGGAUUAUGAGCCGAUCCAAAAAACCAUUGGCAGCAGUGAUGGUAUCGAAUACCUUUCCAAAUUGUUGAAGCCUGCUCGACUCGACCAUGGCGAACUUGUCACCGUCCUAUUGGCAGCACGUGCCUUGGACAACUUGAUGCAUGAAGAUACCGCACGUGCAAAGUUUGUAUCAUGCAAUGAUGCCAUUGAGCGUCUUUUGGACUUGAUCAAGUACGAAUGGCAGGUGGAUCAAUUUACAAAUUUGGAUUUGCUCGGAUCUCUCGUGGAUGUUUUACUCCAGGCUGUGGCUGAAGAUGAGGCCGCACAAAAUGCAGUUGUGGAUUCCGGCAACUUUAUCAUGCUCCUUGAUUUUGUUGAACAUGCUGAAUUACCGGAUGAAGAGGAGAACGACGAAGAGGAAAAGAAGCAGUUUGAAGAAAUCAUGACAACCGUUACCAAGUGCGUGGUGUGUGCUAUCUCAAGCGACAGCAAGAUGAAUGAGUUAUACAAGAAUGAUCACCUACUUGGACGAUUCAUUGGUUGGGCACGCUCGAAAUCGGAAGUUUUGGCACAAACAGGAGUCUAUGCAUUGGGCAAUCUUGCACGAUCAGAUGAAAUCUGUAUCGAACUCGUCAAACGACAUCAUCUGCAUCAAGCUUUAUUGGAAGCAUUCAACUUGACGGACAAGGCAACUUUCAGAUACGCUAUUUUGGGUUGUCUUAAGCACCUAUGCCUUGCCAAGGAGAACAGGUCGAUCAUUGGUGAAGCAAAUGUUAUCCCCACAAUUGCACCGUUACUAGAGACCACCAACGACAUGCUCAAACGCAAUCAAUUCCUUACCAUUGGCAUCAUCAAGUUGCUUUGUGCCAACGAAUAUACCAACUCUAAAGAGGUCAUUAGCGGUGCUGUUGCAGGAGAUGAAAGCAAGACCCCAUUGGAGCUCGUUCUCGCAUGUUUGGAUCGUUUUGAUGAUGUAGCAGCCAAGAGUGAAGCAACAAGAAUUUUGACCAAUUUGAUCAAGUCUGUGUGGCUCCAUCAAGGCAACGAAGGAUCGUCCUCUUUAAGAAAGAAGCUUCUCGAUCAAAGAGUGGUCCAGCCCAUUGUUGAAAUGACUCGCACAUCCAAUUUCCCUGUAUUAAAGAAUGAUGGUGUUAUUGCCCUGUCGUCUAUUCUUGCUGCAUGGCAAAUGGAGGAUUCCCAAGAUAUGAUCAAUGUGUUAUCUUUAAUUAUUGCUGAGGCACCACCCUUACCUGAAGUGCAGCCUAAUGACGAGGAGCAGGAGCAGGAACAGGAACAACAACCCAAACCAGAGACCCGUUCGUUCCUUGAAGUGAUCACAGGCAUGAUGAUGACAACAAAUGACGGCAACAACAGCCGACCCAUUCCUCCUGAGAUGCAAUGGAAUGUGUGUGUGCUUUUAGAGAAGAUUGUGGAAGCAGCCAAAGGCGUUGAAUAUCAAGCUGCCAUCGACAAGAUCAAAAUGAGCUCUUUCACAACCUUGGAACAAGCAGCUCAACGACCUGAUAUGGUGGGGACUGCAGCUCAAAAAGUGGUGGCUACCCUCAACUCGUAG
This is a messenger RNA of Lichtheimia ornata, 2007 nucleotides long. RefSeq lists its product as uncharacterized. NCBI's taxonomy places the organism in Eukaryota, Fungi, Mucoromycota, Mucoromycetes, Mucorales, Lichtheimiaceae. Gene Ontology annotation, biological process: positive regulation of GTPase activity. The coding region runs from base 1 to 2007 and encodes 668 amino acids. The transcript is spliced from 14 exons. Gene Ontology annotation, cellular component: cytosol. Gene Ontology annotation, molecular function: guanyl-nucleotide exchange factor activity. The record is from RefSeq and is a predicted model, not a curated record.